AUGGCCGUGUCCUUGCAGCUUCCACCUAUAUUCCUCUACCUCCAGUUUCCCAUUCUUGUCUUGAAUAACAUCGUUGCGCUUGCGCUGGGACCUGAACGCCAGUUUCUGCGUGUGGCCAUCAGCCUGCCCAUACUUGUUGUGAUCGCCGCGCAGUCACUAUACCGAAAAUGGGAUGUCGGCUGGGGCUACAAGUACGGGGCCGAAACCUUUACGAUGUGUCUGACUUAUACAUAUAUUGGUUGGAUCCUUUUAUCGAUCCCGGACAAGGAGGGAUGGUACAAGAUCCAGUAUGGCAAAGGAAACGAACAAGAGAAAGACAAAAAUAAGAUGACGAAUGGCAAAAUGAAUGGUAAUGAUGUACCAGCGAACAAGAGAUACCAAUAUGUACCAGGAGGUGCGGGUACAACUUUCUGGAGCCGAUUGUGGUGGGCCACGCGUAUUUCCUGUACAAACAGAUAUGUUGGUUGGAGUCAACAAGUCAAGGGUGUUGUCAUGGAAGUUCCACCCGAUUAUCCUCGUCUUCGUUUCAUUGUCGAAAAAUCCAUCACGGGUUUCCUAUUCUGGGCAGCCUCAACUAUCCUCACGGCACACUCCGCUGCAUCCCCAUACGGCACCUUUGUUGACUUGCAGCGUUCAAACGCAAAACCGUAUCAGCCCUUCGCCCCAGAUGCCCCCUUUUGGGCAGUCCGGUUCUGGUACACGUGGGUGCACAUCCUAAUCACGCGGUGCACCCUCGGAAUUUGCUUCUCACUCACCAGUGCCCUUGCCGUCGCAUUCGGCUUCGCGAACCCACGUGAUUGUCCUUCUGGCUUCGGCAACCUCAGCGAUCUUUGGAGCGUACGGCAAGCUUGGUCUGCGGUGUGGCACCAGCAGAUACGCUUCAUAUGUAGCGCCCCGGCUAUUUGGCUCGCUCACGAUGUGUUCAAGUUUCCAAAAGGAAGCCCUGGAUCAAGAUUUGUGCGGCUUUUCGUGCCGUUCAUUAAUUCGGCAAUUAUCCACACUGUUGCGUCGAUGCUGGUGAAUCAGGCGUGGACCGAUGAUGGUGGGCUCGUGUUCUUCGGGAGCCAACCGGUGAUUAUCUUGGUCGAGGGUCAUCUUAUUGAGUUGGGGAAGAAGAUGGGGUUCAGAGAUAAUUGGAUGUGGCGGGUAGUGGGCUUUGUGUGGACGGUGAUCAUGAUUGGAUGGACUGCUGAGUAUUGGGUCCGCAGACAUAUUAGUUAUGGCAUAUGGGUACAUGAAAGAUGUCCUGAUCUGUUUGGUAUCGGACCUAAAUAA
Molecule: messenger RNA, 1275 nt
Organism: Bipolaris oryzae ATCC 44560
Lineage: Eukaryota; Fungi; Ascomycota; Dothideomycetes; Pleosporales; Pleosporaceae
Exons: 2
Coding region: 1-1275 (424 amino acids)
Source: RefSeq, a predicted model, not a curated record